AUGGCUGGGCUUCAACCCAACAUCUGGGCCGGCGUCGCCAUUCCUUGGCUUGCAGCGCUGGUCUCACUUGUUAUGCGCGUUUGCGCCCGAAGGAUGACCAAAAUGAGCUGGUGGUUCGAUGAUUACUUUUCCAUCCUGGCAUUCAUUUUCGCAACAGGCUACUGCGGUAUCAUGAUUGAGUGGACGUUACACACAUACCUCGGCGUCAAAAUUCCGGACUCGAUAACCGGUGAUGAGAGGGAGGCAAUUCUACAACAAGCCCGGUUCCUUAGCUACUUGAACUCCUUAUGCUAUGCUUCAUCCAUCGCCUGCUCCAAGAUAGCCAUUUUGACAUUAUACUGGCGCCUCUUUAGGAUUUCUUCAAUCCGCAUACCGAUCCUAGUCAUGCUUGUGAUGGUAGUCGUAUGGAUUAUUCUCAGAACAUUUAUGCUUACCUUCCGCUGUGUCCCUGUGCAGUCACUCUGGGACUAUAGCAUUACAGACAAGGUCUGCAACCUUGACAGUGGCGAAUUCUUCCUGGGUACUAUUACUACUCAUUUCAUCAUGGACAUUGCCAUCCUCAUUUUGCCAAUCAUCGAAGUGGCUCGACUUUCCCUACCAACGGGUCAGAAGCUGGCCAUCACUGCUUUGUUUCUGCUUGGAGCCAUCGUCUGCUUUGCCUCAAUGUUUGUUCUGGUCGAACUUGUCAACUACGACAACAACACAACACAGAUGCCUUAUGACUAUGCCAUGUUCUGUAUCUUGGGAUCAGUUGAAGUGAAUAUUGCUAUUGUUUCCGGUGAGUAG
This is a messenger RNA of Fusarium graminearum PH-1, 786 nucleotides long. RefSeq lists its product as uncharacterized. The record is from RefSeq and is a predicted model, not a curated record. Bases 1 to 786 code for a protein of 261 amino acids. The transcript is spliced from 3 exons. NCBI's taxonomy places the organism in Eukaryota, Fungi, Ascomycota, Sordariomycetes, Hypocreales, Nectriaceae.